This is a messenger RNA of Lotus japonicus, 2865 nucleotides long. RefSeq names its product F-box protein SKIP14. The record is from RefSeq and is a predicted model, not a curated record. Gene Ontology annotation, cellular component: cytoplasm. Bases 695 to 2203 code for a protein of 502 amino acids. The transcript has 2 exons. NCBI's taxonomy places the organism in Eukaryota, Viridiplantae, Streptophyta, Magnoliopsida, Fabales, Fabaceae. Gene Ontology annotation, molecular function: protein binding.
UUUUUAUUUUUCUCAUUCAUUCUCUCUCUCUUCUCUCACAUUCUCUCUCAUUCGUUUCCGCGAACUCGAUCGGCAUCGGCAGCACCCUCUCCCGGUGGAAACAACCGCGAUUCCCUCCCUCCGAUUGGCAACCACCACCUCAUUCUCCUCCUCUUCACGAUUCCCAAUACUUACGCUUCCUCCUCAUAUUUUCCUUCCCUUCAGGGUCACCAUAUUAGGGUUUCUUCUUCCUCUCUGGUAAUUCGCUGUUUCCUUUUCUAUCUUCUUCUCCCUUUGAAUCCUUAGGCUUAUCGGGUUGACGAGGGAAAAAAAAAAGAGAAAAAAAAACUAGAGAUUUUUUCAAUUUUCAUUCUGUGUACAAAUUCGAUUCUAUUGUUCUUCCUCUGAUUCCAUUCUAGCUGGGUUGUGUUGAUUCUCCAUUAGAUUAUUACUAUUAUUAUUGUUAUCAAUCAAUCUCUAUCUGGGUCUUCGCAAGGAACUCUGUGAAGUUUUUGGUGCGGUGUUUUAGUUUGCAAUCCGAAAUCGAGGGUUUUCUUGUUUCUUAGAUCUCUUUUUAUUUGUUCUUGUGUCAGGAAAAAAAAAAAGAAAAAAAAAGAAUUUUUUUUGGUUUUGUGGGUAGAAUCCCCUCAAAAAAAUUAGGGUUUGGUUGGUUAGGGUGUGUAUAUUGGUAGAUUGAUAGGUAGAGAUACAUGAGAUGGCGUUGAAUUUGUCGCGUCGAUCAUUUUUUGCGGAUGAGGAUAAUUUGAGGAUGGGGAAUGGUUACCGAGUGGAGGGUAAAAAGCCUGAGAUGAGUGGUGGUGGUGGUGAUAGCUUUGGGAAGGUUUGGCCUGGUGUUGAGAAUCCCUUUGCCAGUGAUAGAUGUAAUAGGGGUCCCAAUGUCGGUGCCAGUGCCGCCCAGGAUUCUGUUUCCAAGGACAUUCUUGAUAUUUUGCCCUCGGAUCCAUUUGGCAUGGACAUCAGCACUACCUUCACCGGGAUGGAUAUCGGUACUACCUUCACAGCCAUCACCGGAUGGCUUGAGGAUUUGGAGUUUGAUUAUGGUGGAUACCAGAGGGAUCAGCUCAGGCCGACUGAACAUAGUUACCAGCUGUUUGCCGAGUUGAAUUUUUUUUGGAACAAUGCUAUGAGGUUCCACGGUUUCCCUGGCGGGAACACAGGUGUUGAGGAGAGGAAUGUAUUGCAUGGGCAGAGCGGACCAGGCGAGUCUUCUUCUUCGAGAGGAGACGGAGCUGUGUCCUGUAAUUUUGAUUUCGGUUAUGCUUGCGACGACAUGCACGACAUGUUGGGCUUGGGCCGUGAAUUUAAAGAUGUGGCCAUUGCCAGCGUGUCAGGUGACACGUCAUGUAUGGAUGAUGUGAGUUGCCUUGGAGGAGAUGAUCUUGCUCCUCAUCCGGCUUUAAGUUUUUGUCUUAGUUAUCUGGGGCUGCCCGAUCUUCUUGUUGUUGAAGGAGUGUGCAAAUAUCUGCAAUCUACGGUUCGGGGUGAUCCGCUUUUGUGGAGGAGUAUCCACAUUGACCAGCCUUUAAAUGAGAGGAUUACUGAUGAUGUUCUUCUGGAAUUAACCAGUAGAGCUCAAGGCAAUCUUCAAUGCUUGAGCCUGGUGGAGUGCACUAGGAUAACUGAUGAAGGUCUGAAGCGUGUUCUUCUAGCCAAUCCCAAGUUAAUCAAGUUGAGUGUUCCUGGAUGUACAAGACUCAGUAUUGAAGGUAUUGUGGGUAUUUUAAGAGUUCACAACUCUAGGGGUACCCAAAGGGUGAAGCAUUUACACAUAGGCGGCCUCUAUGGUAUUACACAGAAGCAUUUUGAGGAACUGCAGCUCUUGUUGGGCACUGAUAGCCAGCUGCAGCAGCACUCUCACAAACCACACUACUAUAGCAGAGCGAACUUAUAUAUGUCCUGUGAUGAUGAUCAGGCCAUAGAUAUUGAAGUUUGUCCACGGUGUCAAAAUUUAAGGCUUGUAUAUGAUUGUCCUGCAGAGGGUUGUCAAGGGGAUGGGCACCCCACUCAGAUGUGCAGAGCAUGCACUCUUUGCAUACCCCGGUGUAGUCAGUGUGGCCGCUGCAUCAAUGACAGUGAAUACGAGGAAACAUUUUGUCUGGAAUUACUUUGCUCUUCUUGUUCCAAGCAGCUAGUCAAAUGUUCAGAAAAGAUAGAGAGGAAGGAUCGGCCAUCCAAUUCAUUUGUUAUCGACGAGCAAAGUUAGGGCUUGUGUCGUCGUCAUGAAGUUUCUGAUGGAAUUAUUUUAAAGUUCCCCUAUGAAGUCAUGAGAUAUUGGGCGCUGUUGGAGUGGUGUGGUCAGUGGUGUUCUUUGUACUAGUUCUCAGAAGUGGGAUGCAUUCAGUGGGGGGUUUUUCUGUUGUAUAUAGAAAGUGGAAAGUGACUUCAUUUGUGUUUCUGCAACUACUGGAUUAAUCUACAGGAACCAAAUCAAUUACCAUGUUGUCGAUCGUCUACUGCAUAGUUACGGUUGAUCUUCAAUCUUGUGGCACUCUGAUUAUGAGGGGUGCAGUUGGAUCGUUAUGCUGUGGCAUGCAGGCAUUCUUUUUGGGUCAUAUUCAGGUGCAUGACCAGUUUGAAUUAUCUGAUCUUUGGACGUUACUUCUUCAUUGACUUUGUUGAUGAUUCACUCUUGCAAGGUUGUGGUAUAUCAUAUAUGUCCCCUCUUUAUUCCUUUUUUCCCAUCCUUGGAGAGAAGUGAAAAUAAAAAUAAAAAUAAGGAUUUGUGAUAUUACGAUUUAAUCCAUACUCAUGUCAUUCCUAGCUUUGUAUCAUGUGAUAUUCGUUUAUGGUGGAUUUGUGGACCUUAAAUUGAAUACUAUUGUCAAUUUGUCAUGAAUAUUUUUGGAGAAAUCUGUUAUUUGUGUA